AUGUGUCUGGUCCAUAGGGGGGAUUAUAGUUUUACUUUUUUUGCCUCCCAAUUUCACUAUAAGGGCCUACACUGUUGUAGAGAGUGGAGAAGGAGAAGAGCCGCUGAGCCUGAACAAUCGAAAAGUGCUGUGUGUCAAUAUCCUGUGAUCAGCAUUGCUUGUUUUAUUGGAAUUUCUUUGGAGAUGAAUGGACUGAUCAAGAUGGAGAGACAGAAGUUUCCUUUCACUAUUGAAAACAUAUUGAGCAAAUAUCCAAACAGUAAUGGAGACAGAAGAGUGUGUGGGACAAGUGGCGCUGGACUAAAAGAGAAGACAGUGAGUCCUGUUGGAGACCAGACAGAGACUGUUCAUCACUCCUGCAUGUGCUGCUGCUACUGCUCCCACUGUGGAGACAUAUUCAGAACAGAUUUCAUCCAUGAAGAUGUCCUCCCUGUAGCUUGUCAGUAUGGAUGGCCCCCGGCGAUGCUCUCAAACCCAUGCAGGCUGGGAGAGGCUCACAGAGAUGAGCAUUCACCCGGCCAGGUGCAGAGGCGGACCAGACGUCACCGCACUAUUUUUACAGAAGAGCAGCUGGACGCACUGGAGGAGCUGUUCCUGCAGAACCAGUAUCCAGAUGUGAACACAAGGGAGAAAUUAGCACAGCGCACUCACUUAAGAGAAGAAAGAGUAGAGGUUUGGUUUAAAAACCGAAGAGCAAAGUGGAGGCGUCAGAAAAGACUAUCAUUUGGUGUGGGAAAUACUGAAAACUAAAUUUUG
Messenger RNA from Toxotes jaculatrix (banded archerfish), 756 nucleotides. RefSeq names its product homeobox protein goosecoid-2. The record is from RefSeq and is a predicted model, not a curated record. Gene Ontology annotation, cellular component: nucleus. Gene Ontology annotation, biological process: regulation of transcription by RNA polymerase II. NCBI's taxonomy places the organism in Eukaryota, Metazoa, Chordata, Actinopteri, Toxotidae. Gene Ontology annotation, molecular function: DNA-binding transcription factor activity, RNA polymerase II-specific; RNA polymerase II cis-regulatory region sequence-specific DNA binding.